GGGGGAGGGGGUGGACGGUAGACACUGCCAAUGGAAAGAGCCCACAGUGAAAGCCGCGAGGCACACAGCCGCACCUGCCUCUAUGUCAGGGCCACUUACCUGCAAGGUGCGCAACGAAGAUGAUGGCGAUGAACGGAAAACAGCACCUCGGUAUGCACCCGGCGCUAUCUGAGCCUAAAUACUCAAGCCUGCACGCGAGCGCCGAAGGCAUGCGCCGCGUCUGCCUACCUGCCCCGCAGCUCCAGGGCAAUAUAUUCGGUGGCUUUGAUGAGAGUCUGCUGGCCCGCGCGGAAGCUCUGGCGGCUGCUGACAUUGUCUCUCACAGCAAAAGUCACCAUUUCAAGCCGGACGUGACCUACCAUACCAUGAGCAGUGUCCCAUGUACCUCCACCUCCUCCACCGUGCCCAUAUCCCACCCUUCCAACCUCACAUCGCAUCACCACCUCAACCAGACGUUGGAGGGGGAUCUGCUAGAUCAUAUCUCGUCGAGUCUGUCCGUCAGCGGUAUGGGGGCUCCACAGGACCAGUCAGUUAUGACCUCGCAAGCUCAUCAGCAUCAUCUGCAGACCAUGGGUCAUCUCCAUCAAGCUAUGGCCAUGGGUCAUCCCCAUUCACUGUCCGUUCACAAUGGAAUGACCUGCAUAAACGACGUGGAAUCGGAUCCCAGGGAGCUGGAGGCAUUCGCGGAACGGUUCAAACAGAGGCGGAUAAAACUUGGGGUGACCCAGGCGGACGUUGGUUCCGCUCUUGCUAACCUUAAGAUUCCCGGCGUGGGCUCUCUGAGUCAGAGCACGAUCUGCAGGUUUGAGUCCCUAACCCUUUCUCACAAUAACAUGAUUGCGCUGAAACCGGUUCUCCAAGCCUGGCUCGAGGAGGCUGAAGCGGCUUACCGAGAGAAAAAUAGCAAGCCAGAUCUUUUCAGUGGCAACGAAAGAAAAAGAAAACGCACCUCCAUUGCUGCACCAGAGAAGCGGUCUUUGGAAGCAUAUUUUGCGAUACAACCGCGUCCGUCGUCAGAAAAAAUCGCUGCCAUUGCAGAAAAGUUGGACUUAAAAAAGAAUGUGGUACGUGUUUGGUUUUGCAACCAACGUCAAAAACAGAAAAGGAUGAAAUAUUCUGCCUCACAUUAACUCACAUCUAAGGAAUAUUUUAAAACUGGAAUUCACUCAAUUUGUGAGAACUCUUGAACUCAUUUAUUUAAACGUUUUUCUUCUUUCUAUCACUUGUUGUCCAGAAGUACCACGCACUGCUUGAUGUUGAUAUAAAUGUUUAAACAUGAAAUCAAGAGGGGAAAGUUCGUCGAUCAGAUUCUGGACUCUUGUGGUAACAGACUCCUCUUAAACUUAUGGACCAGGCUAAUUCUCUUUUUUCACUUAAUUAUUGUCACACGUAUGUUUUGAAGUGUGUAUGAGUGUUCACCUAUAGCCUACCAUAUAGGCGUAUCAGGAACUGAUAACUAGUUAUUAAGUGUUGACACUUCCCUGCUAAACCCGUUAUGUUAGAUAUGCCUACAUCGUUAAAAAGGUCACUCCGUAGGCUGUUAUGUAUUUUACCUAAAUUCGUCUUUUUGUCGUACAGAUAAUGUAUGGGAUCGGAUGGGCCUAUGGGCAUUUAUCUUUACAUUAUUUUGUGGUACAUCCAUCGAAUUAAUAUUCACAGAGACGCUGCUCGGCUUAUUUUUUUAUGUUAACAUGUAAACCACUUCGAACCACUGAGAAUGAAGACCUGCUCACUUCUACAUUUAACUUGAUAAAGUGUGUGAAUCUGAAGGUUAGUUAAUACAUUAUUGUCUAUUUUCUAACAAUUCGUCUGCUGUUCUCGUCGACUUGCUAACUGUAGGCGUUUGAUAUUUUAAUGUCAAAUAAUUGAAUAGCCUAAUUUAAUGUUAGUUUUGAGAAUGAUACUUGGAAACAUGCAAAAUGCAAUACCAGGUGGAUACAGCCUCCAUCUGAUUCAUAUUUGCCACCAGGAUCGUGAUUUUAAGCCAUAUGCAAAGGCUAUAUGGUCCAUCGAUAUUUCUACACCAAGUCGACACCGGUUCCUUUCAUUUACAUAAAUAAUGUGCUCAGGAAAAGAGACGUUCCAUGGUCAUUGUCAUAUCAUGUCAUUUUCGGUUUGUUUUAUUUAUGUAUUCCCAUCGUUCUACUGUUGGGCUACGAAACAGAAAGACGGGAUAUAGGCCUAGCGAUACACGAUUUAAAUGAAAAUACCAAAAGGAAAUUGACGGGGCUAAAAGUCUAAUGAAAACAUCUAAUCAAGCCCAGCAUUUUUUAAUGCAAAAUGGCGUUCCUUAAUCAGACCUCAUUAAAUAAUAAAUGCCCUUAUGUCACGGCUUUAUGUCGUGGGGUUUGGGAUUAUUAAAUAAUGAUGAUGCAAUAUUAAUUGUAUAUUGGUAUAAAACCAAGUGGAGAAGUGCUUGCAGGGCUGUUGGAGACUGUAAAGGCACUCGCAGACUCCUGGGAUGAAGGGGAAUGAACAACUUCAGGUGAGGAUUUAACGACCAAAUAUUUCUUUGCAAUUAACGCCACCGCAUCUAUUUUUUUUUCAGGUUGAUCGGAUGAGGGCCCUAUUGUUGUUAUUAUUGGGUCUUUUAUUAGGCAAUUGUUGUUUGUAAAAAGGCAAAAUGAUUUAAUUUACCGUUUUAGUCUAUAGUUAUUUCAUUAACGAAGUUGCAAUUGCAAGCGUCACAGUAGGCCUAUUUGUUGUCAAAAAAUAUAAAGACCAUUUAAUGAAGCAGAAAAUUGCAGAGGUUCUUUGUGAAAGUAAUUGUCUUUAUUUGAAAUCGCAGCCUAAACUUAGGUUAGAUAUACAUUUUCGUCAAGGUCAUUUCGUCAUGAUCAUUCCAUGACACGUAUUACCUAUCCUAAAAAUAACACACAAUUGGUAUACAUGUGUGUUGCAACACCGAUCGUCUUCAAUUUUCUAAACCAAAUGAAGGCAUGUAGAGCAUUAAAUGAAACAGUCGACAGUUGAUCUCGAGACUUGCUUUAUUUUUCUCAGGCAAUACAUAUGCUUUCCUUCCGUUUAUUGUUUGCUUGGAAUGAUAGCUAUUGACAAAUGGUACAGAAUGAUUCAUCACGAAAAACAAAGAAAAGUUCACAAUAAAAUCCACCAAAACUGUGUGCCUGAAAGGUAAACUUCUAUUCAUCUGUGUUUUGUGUUACCUGAAGUCUCUUCCCUCAUUUU
Messenger RNA from Clupea harengus (Atlantic herring), 3186 nucleotides. RefSeq names its product POU class 4 homeobox 3 (gene pou4f3). NCBI's taxonomy places the organism in Eukaryota, Metazoa, Chordata, Actinopteri, Clupeiformes, Clupeidae. The record is from RefSeq and is a predicted model, not a curated record. Gene Ontology annotation, molecular function: DNA-binding transcription factor activity, RNA polymerase II-specific; RNA polymerase II cis-regulatory region sequence-specific DNA binding. Gene Ontology annotation, biological process: regulation of transcription by RNA polymerase II.